AUGGCUGCUAUGAGGACUUUAACCGUGGCAGGUCUCUUUUUGGCAUUUUGCGCGCUGGGACUCAUCGCUGUGGCCAUCAGCACUGACAACUGGUACGAGACUGACGCGAGGAGACACCGGGAGCGCUGCAAGAAUUAUGCAAACAAAAGAAAGGACCCCGGUUACAUUUACAUCUCCAGCAACAACCUUCCACUUCGCAUGUUGCCCAAGGAGAGCAAUAAUGUGGCUGCGAUGAUGAGGAGGAGCGGAGAGACACCGCUGCUGCUGCGGCGCGCUAAGCGGCACUUCAUGUCUCCUGCUCCGGCCAUGGAGUCGCUCUGCAGCCGGCAGUUCAACUCCACCAUCACAGGACUGUGGAAAAAGUGCCACCGAUGGGGAUUUGACUUGGAGAUAGAGGAUUUGAUCUUUAAAGGAUUGGUUACGCGCUGCACACCAAUAAAAUACUACUACUCAUCAUCAGUGCUGCCCAGAAAUCUGCCAAUCAAUCUGACGAAGACAAUAAGGCAGGAUGAGUGGCACGCGCUCCACCUCCAGAGGAUGACUGCCAGUUUCGUAGGCAUGGCCAUCUCCAUCAUCCUGUUCGGCUGGAUCAUAGGCGUGCUGGGCUGCCUCAAGGAGCAUGAUCUGAUGCAGUAUGUGGCUGGACUUCUCUUUCUCAUGGGAGGGACCUGCUGCAUCAUCUCCCUCUGCACAUGUGUGGCUGGGAUCAACUUUGAACUGUCCCGCUAUCCUCGAUACAUGUUUGGAAUACCAGAGGACAUCAGUCACGGCUAUGGAUGGUCCAUGUUUUGUGCUUGGGGCGGAUUGGGCCUGACGUUGCUUGCCGGCUUCCUGUGCACGCUGGCUCCUUCUCUCUACCCUCCACACACCCCCGUGGUGCACAAGCCCAGGCAGGAGAACGGCUGCGUGUGACAGGCCGCCGCACAUUUAACAGACACCUGUCUCAUCCUGAAACAGUGACGAGCACAGCCCUGUGUGCUGCACAGACAGUUUAUACCCAGGGACUCAGAGAGCAGAGAGAGCCUUCACAAAAGCACAGGACUCAGAGCAGAGAGAGCCUUCACAAAGCACAAGACACUGGCUCUCGCUCACAUGAAUAUGAGAAAAGAGGUGACAUCUGACUGAAGACGGUUUCAGGUCCUCUGGUGCUUUUUUGUCCCCGUCCCUCUUUAUGAAUGAACUGUUCAGUGUUAAUUGCUUGCUCCUCAAGAGGAAGAAUAGUUAUACACAUUUUCUUCCUGUAAAAUCUGCUAGUUUGAGAAGAAAAAAAGAGAAAAAGAAACACUGGCAGAUAAUCAAUAGCACAACUUUAAAAUCUGUAUCAAAGGUCAAACUAUGGAUGUGUACCGUCACAUUUCAAAAGGGCAACUGUGUAUCAUUAUGUACCCAUUCAAAACAAGAUAUGUACGUGUACUUUUUGAAUUGUAUGUAUGCAGAUGCAUUUGUGUUUAUUCAAGGAAAAAUAUGAACAUUAAGACCAAACUGUGUUUGAGGGAAAUGUUUUGUUGUUCUUGAGGUCUUACCGCCAUCAAAAUAUUUUUGAAAAAUAAAACAGCCUUGCAAAACUA
This is a messenger RNA of Sebastes umbrosus (honeycomb rockfish), 1568 nucleotides long. Its product is annotated as transmembrane protein 178B. The record is from RefSeq and is a predicted model, not a curated record. Gene Ontology annotation, cellular component: membrane. The coding region runs from base 1 to 912 and encodes 303 amino acids. NCBI's taxonomy places the organism in Eukaryota, Metazoa, Chordata, Actinopteri, Perciformes, Sebastidae. The transcript is spliced from 4 exons.